CAUAAUAAAGACGUCACCCUCCGCUUUGAGCGUGCCAACCAAGUGCGCAGCUCCUAACUGUGCAACUACAAUCUCGACAUGCUUACGGACGAGCGAGAAAUCCUCACAUCCGUCAACACAAGCACUCCGGCACCGAUUUCUGCAGCGGUUCGGUAGCUAGGACACCAUUUAUCACUACAGGACGUUUUUUGGGCUUCUUUGCUGCGCACUAAAAGCUGAAUCCGAUUCGCGAGGAUUUAAAGGAAGGAGCAGGGACUCUUAAGGGACAAAGUAAUGAUGGAGGAGGGGUCAGGUUCCCGGUCAUGCAGUGCAAAGCCUCACCGCAGUCUGGUGGAAUGGAAGAAAAGAGUGAAGUCUGAGUACAUGAGGUUAAGACAGUUAAAACGCUUUCGCAAAGCUGAGGAAGUUAAGGCUCUGUUCCAGUCUAAUCGGCGUAAGAUUGAAGGAAGAACGGAGCUAUUGAAUGAGGAAUGGUCUAAGCUCAGAAUCCAGUCUAUCCCUCUGUCCACCCCAAGUGGCUCUCUGCCCAGUAAAAAGUUGUGCAUGGUGGAGUUUGGCAUUCCAUCUUUUCCGAACCAAGCAGUUGCCAUGCGUCCCUUGACAACUGUCGCUGGGAUACCAUUCAUGUACUCCUGGUCCCCUUUGCAGCAGAACUUCAUGGUGGAAGAUGAGACAUUUUUGCAUAAUAUCCCCUACAUGGGAGAUGAGGUGUUGGAACAGGAUGAGGCUUUUCUGGAGGAACUCAUUGAUAACUAUGAUGGGGUUCAUGGGGACAGAGAGGGUGGCUUCAUAAAUGAUGAGAUCUUCAAAGAGCUGGUGGAGGCGUUGAGUCAAUACUCAGAUCCAGAGGAAGAGGGGGAGGAAGAGCCUGCAGAGAAUAAGGAGGAGGAAGGAGAGGAGAAAGGAACCCAAAAAAGUACAGCAGAGUCUACGGAAGAGUCUAAAGUGAGCUUUAUCAAGAGGAAAAGGAGGAGCACCACUGAAGGAAGAGAUCUUACCAUCAAUAAGAAGGUUCCCAAUGACAAGAUUUUCACAGCAAUUGCAUCCAUGUUUCCUUACAAAGGCACAAUGCAGGAGCUGAAGGACAAGUAUAAGGAUCUCCUGGAGCCCUCCAGCACUGUGAAGUUGCCUCCUCUCUGCACGCCCAACAUGGACGGCCCCUUUGCCAAAUCUGUUCAGAGGGAACAAAGUUUGCACUCUUUUCACACACUUUUCUGUCGCCGCUGCUUCAAAUAUGACUGUUUUCUUCACCCAUUCCAUGCAUCUCCUAAUGUAUAUAAGAGAAAGACUAAAGAGAUCAGAAUAGAGACAGAACCCUGUGGACAAGAAUGCUUUCUGCUUCAGAAAGGGGCGAAAGAGUUUGCUGAUCAAAAUAUGCAGAGGUCUCAAAGAUCUCGCCGCAGGCGGCGACAGCCCCGCCCGUCCAGUUCAAGUGGCACCACCCACUCAGGGUCAGGUGAGGAGGGAAAAGAUGGAGACAGUGACCAUGAGACCACCAGCUCCUCAGGUACACACACUAACAUAUAAAAUACAAACAUGCUU
Misgurnus anguillicaudatus (oriental weatherfish) is the source of this 1542-nucleotide messenger RNA. Lineage: Eukaryota; Metazoa; Chordata; Actinopteri; Cypriniformes; Cobitidae. The record is from RefSeq and is a predicted model, not a curated record.